Messenger RNA from Papilio xuthus (Asian swallowtail), 1230 nucleotides. The record is from RefSeq and is a predicted model, not a curated record. Lineage: Eukaryota; Metazoa; Arthropoda; Insecta; Lepidoptera; Papilionidae.
AUGAACAACGACAUAGAGAAAGUUUUAAAACAAAAAGCUAUCAAGAGAGUUAAUACUUACCUCAGUAUUAUUGGCUUACAACUUAAAAAUAAUGAAUCUGAACAAAAUAUAAAACGCCUUGUUAACAGAUGGUUCUUUUGUAUAAAUUAUAUAAGUCUUUUCUAUGAUGUUUUGGGAGAAAUAUCUUGGAUAUUAAAAGGAUCGCUUUCUGGAGAUUUAGCUUUGAUUGACCUAACACUUUUGGGUCCUUGCCUCACCAUGUGUUUUCUGGGUUGUGUUAAAUCUUAUUACUUUUAUAAAGAAAUGCCUCACGCUUAUGACUUAAUUGAAGAACUUUGUCUCCUGUAUUCUGAUGAAACAAGAAUUGUUUCUGAGGAGAAAACAAAGUAUUUGCUAUCUCAUAUGAUUUUUCUUAAUAGAGCUCUAAAAUGUUUGAUAACUUUGGAUUCAAUAGGUAUCGUUGCUUUUAGUAUUGGACCUGUUAUAAUAUCAAUAUCUCAGUAUUAUACAACUGGUGAAUUAAAUCUUUUACUACCCUUUUUUAUUUUGUACCCAUUUGAUGCUUUUAAUAUUUAUGCGUGGCCUUUUGUGUAUAUCCAUCAAGUGUGGUCAGCUGUUCUUGCUGUGUUUACUGUACUGGGUCCUGAUAGCUUAUUAUACACAUCAUGUGUAGUAAUCAAUGAGCAUUUUUAUGAAUUGAAACAUAAAAUUAAACUUAUAUUUGAUCAGCAUGAUCCUGUAUUAGAUAUGCAAGAUAAUGGAUUGAAGAGAAAAAUUGUAAACGUAGUUGAAUUUCACAAGCAAUUGAUACGAUAUUUACAUUUGAUCGAGACAAUUUAUUCGAAGUCAACAUUAUGUAAUGUGUUAACUAGCUCUUUGCUCAUUUGUUUCACUGGUUUUAAUGUGAUGGCAGUUGAUAACCUCAUAAUGGUGAUGCCGUUUAUUCCUUUCUUACUAAUGGUGGUUGGGCAAAUAUUUUUAUUAUGCUACUAUGGAGAUUUAAUACAGAAAUCAAACGAAGGAUUAAGUGAUGCCGUGUAUAGUAGCGCUUGGUAUGAAAUUAGAUCACCACUCACCAAAAAUCUAAUAAUUAUAUUGAUUCGAGCUCAGAAGCCAUUUAAAUUCACAGCAUAUGGUUUCAUGGAUAUCAAUAUUGCUGCGUUUACAAGGAUAAUGAGCACAUCCUGGUCAUAUUUUGCUUUACUGUUAUCAUUUAAUAACAGCGAUUAA